This is a messenger RNA of Nelumbo nucifera (sacred lotus), 1590 nucleotides long. RefSeq names its product NAD(P)-binding Rossmann-fold superfamily protein. The record is from RefSeq and is a predicted model, not a curated record. Gene Ontology annotation, cellular component: mitochondrion. Gene Ontology annotation, molecular function: protein-containing complex binding. Lineage: Eukaryota; Viridiplantae; Streptophyta; Magnoliopsida; Proteales; Nelumbonaceae.
ACCCACCAAAGCGCCCCGAUUCUGCUCGGCUUCAAAAGUUCUCUUCUUCGGUUCUUCCAGCAAAACGAAGAAGAAGAAUCUCUACGGAGGAAUGAUGCAGGCCUACUCGAGACGGUUGGGGCAACAGUUCUUGAAGUCCUCACCCGCGAUAUCAUCUCUCAAUUCCAUUCAUCCAAUCUCGGAUUAUGUGACUGAUCAUCCGCGGUAUGGAUCGACCCUCGCCCCUAAGGGCGUUGGGCAUCUUGUUCGCAAAGGUACAGGUGGAAGAUCAUCUGUGAGCGGCAUUGUUGCAACUGUAUUUGGAGCUACUGGGUUUCUUGGACGUUAUGUUGUUCAACAGCUCGCAAAAAUGGGAUCUCAAGUGUUGGUUCCUUUUCGUGGAUCGGAGGAUUCCCCUAGGCAUCUUAAGUURAUGGGUGAUUUGGGACAGAUAGUGCCAAUGAAAUACAACCCACGAGAUGAAAGUUCAAUUAAGGCAGUUAUGGCAAAGGCUAAUGUUGUUCUCAAUCUAAUUGGAAGGGAGUAUGAGACCAGAAAUUUUAGUUUCGAGGAAGUCAACCAUUCUAUGGCUGAACAGCUUGCUAUGAUUGCCAAAGAACAUGGUGGCAUCAUGAGAUUUAUACAAGUUUCUUGCUUAGGAGCAUCUACAUCAUCACCCUCCAGAAUGCUAAGAGCUAAAGCUGCAGCAGAGCAAGCAAUUUUGAGAGAACUACCUGAGGCCACAAUCAUGAGGCCUGCUGUCAUGAUUGGUACAGAAGAUCGGAUCCUAAAUAGGUGGGCACAGUUUGUGAAAAAGUGGAGCUUUCUUCCACUUGUUGGAGAUGGAUCUACCAGAAUCCAACCAGUAUACGUUGUCGAUGUUGCUGCUGCAAUUUUAGCAGCCUUGAAAGAUGAUGGAACCAGCAUGGGUAAAGUUUAUGAACUUGGUGGUCCUGAGGUUUUCACUGUACAUGAACUGGCAGAGCUGAUGUUCGACACGAUCCGUGAAUGGCCUCGAUAUGUAAAGGUUCCUUUCCCUAUUGCAAAGGCCCUUGCAUCUCCUCGUGAAUUUUUACUAAAUAAAGUUCCAUUUCCUCUACCCACCCCUGAUAUCUUCAAUUUGGAUCAAAUCAAUGCUCUCACUGUAGAUACAGUGGUGUCAGAAAAUGCUUUAACAUUCAACGACUUAGGAAUUGUGCCUCAUAAGCUAAAGGGUUAUCCUGUCGAGUAUCUGAUUUCAUACCGCAAGGGUGGUCCACAAUUUGGUUCGACGAUCAGUGAAAGAGUAUCUCCAGAUUGGCCAUAAGGUUGUGUAGAUCUUUACUUUGCAACUAGUUUCUUUUCUUUCAGUGUUUGCGGCCUUAGCUGUUCCUAGAAUUGUGACCUCCGAAAGCUGUUUCGAGCACAUUACAAGGUCAUCAAAUAACUAUUUUUGUACUAUUUAUUAUGAAAGCAAUAAUGACUGGCAAGUCCCAUCUCUGAAACUUGUUAUCAUUAUGAACAAUGAGGAAUCUCUCGCUAACAAAGGAAGUCAUUAACGACUGGGCAUUUAUUAUUUCUUUCCGUGGAAAGAGGCCAGAAGGCAAUGUCAAUGAAUGAUAUAUUUCAGUU